AUGGACGGCAUGAAUCAUGGAGGGCAAGGGCAAGGGCAUGGACUGGGGCUGGGGCAGGGCAAUCCCCGACCGCCACAGUCUGCGUUGGCCUUCCCCGGUAUCGACCUCGACUCGCAUAUGAUGUCCGACGACUUCUCCUUCGGCUCGCCCUUCAGCCCGACCGACUCCACCGCCCAGGAAGGCAUGCUCUCGGACUCCAUCUUCCCGGAAUGGAAAACCGGCGCCCCGCGCGGUGGCGACAGUCCCGAAGAGAUGCAGAAACAAGAUCCCCUCGCGGCCCAGAUCUGGAGGCUCUAUACUCGAACCAAGGCCAACCUCCCCAAUCAGGAACGUAUGGAGAACCUGACUUGGCGUAUGAUGGCCAUGAGUUUGAAACGCAAGGAACGCGAACAGGCUCGGACGGCACACGUCAAAUUGGAUACUACUGGGCCUGCCCCUAGCGGCAUUGCACAGCUGCGCCUGGAGGAUCAGGCGACCGGGAUGAACCAGAGCUCCGCCAUGAAUCUUGAUGCGACCCCCGACCCGAUGAACAUCGAUGACUUUAUCGUGCCUUUCGAUUCCCCGGUCGAGUACGUCUCCCACCCGGCCAUCGACCGCCAUUUUACUGCGACUCCGACGGCCUCCAUCCCGAUCAAGGUGCGCAAAGACCAGCCGAUGAACGACGCCGCCGCUGCCUCGUUCCCGCAUCCGCCACAGGACCAACGCAAAGACAGUGAAUUCGGUUAUGUCCCUCGUCGAGUGCGCAAGACUAGCGUCGACGAGCGCCAGUUCUUCGCCGGCCUCGCAGUUCCGGGUCGCAAGCGACCGGCCGAAUCCUCGCCCCAGGUACCUCCCGUCUCCAACUCGAUGCUCGCGCAACAUUCGGAACUCUCGGCGGGUCUUCCGGAUUAUUCGUUAGAUCACCCCCCAACCGCGUUUGCGAUGCCCGGAAAUGGUACCUUGGGGGGCUCCCGCAGACCUCAGCAUCAUCAUACUUCCAGCGUACCGUUCAGUCUGGAUACUUUUGGUGUACGUGAUGAGCCAGGUAUCAACUCGGCAGGACCUUACCAGCAACACUUUACUUUCUCCCCUUCGGAUUCCCCGAUGACUGCCGGGAACCCCUUCUCCAAUCUCUAUGCGCAGACACCACUGGCUUCCUCCCUGAAUUCGACAGAGUUCUUCUCUCCUCCACCAUCAGGCUACCAGUCCGCUGUGUCAACGCCUCAACCCAUCUACGAAGGAGAGCAGUCGAUGUUCUUCUCAGAUGCGCCGUCGGUGGAAUCGCAUGCCCAGCGCCGCAUCCCUGCAUAUCUUCAACAACGAUCGUCAAACCUGUCGGCGUCACUCCAGCCGCGUCACAUGUUUAACUCCACCAACGGCGAGUUCCAGUCUUCCGGGCCUGUCACCGGUCCACCUACGACCAUGCACGCAUCCGGGUUCUCUGUUCCGCCGCCGCAGCAUGUGGAUCCGUCGCAAGUGCUUGGUCCCGGCGAGUUUUCUUCAACUGCGCCCACCAACAGCAUGUUUACCUUCGGUGGUGACUCUGAUAACGAAGAUGAUGACGGCGCAACCUUUGAACGAGGAGGAAUUGCCAUGCCCAAUGACUUUCCGUCCAUGGAUGAUGGAGGUGACAUGAAUGCCGGGUUGACCUGGGAUACCGGCUUUCAUGGUUCGGUCCAGUCCUUACCUGGCUUUAACGGCCAGCAUCGCAAACAUGUCACGAUCGGCUCCACGGAUAUGAUGGAUGGCCCCCCUGAAUGGCAUCAUGCUGGAAGUCUGGGUCGCGGUCACGGCUCAGCUGCUUCGGUCAGUGAAGUACGCAACCGGGAACAGGAUCCUCGUCGCCAGAAGAUUGCUCGCACUACCUCCACCCCGAACGCCCCUCAGUUGCUACGUCAGAGUAUGAACGGUACUACGAGCGACCCGCCGACGAAUCACCCGUCCCCCAGCACGCCUCCCGAAUCCGGGCUGAAUAGUGCUGUGCCCUCUCGCCCCGCCAGCCCCGGAGGGUCCAAGAACGGAGACCCGAACGCCGGCCCGACUACUUGUACCAACUGCUUCACUCAGACUACUCCCCUCUGGCGCCGCAACCCGGAGGGUCAACCGCUGUGCAAUGCCUGUGGUCUCUUCCUGAAGCUUCACGGUGUUGUUCGCCCACUAUCACUCAAGACCGAUGUCAUCAAAAAGCGAAACCGCAGCAGUGCUAAUAGCCUCGCUGUCGGUACUUCCCGGUCGUCAAAAAAGUCGUCCCGCAAGAACUCUAUUGCGCAGGCCACAUCCAGUGUUGCUGCCUCUCGGGCACCGAGCGGCAACGCAUCUGAGUCACCACCUGCGAUCGCGGGAGCUGGUGGUAUAGGCAAACUAGGCGUGGUACCCAUCGCCGCCGCUCCGCCCAAGGCCGGGCCUCCCGCUGGUGUUGCUUCGGCCCGUGCCGGUGUCCAGGUGGCCCCCAGGCGGCAGCGUCGUCUUGAAAAAGCACCGACCGGGGCCGACCCAGACACUGAAGAAAGUCCUAGAACGAGUGCGCCUCCCAGCCGGUCGAAGGUGGUUCCUCUGGCACCAGCAAUGAUGCCACCGGCGGCUGCAAACCCAGCCAAUCAUAGUAUAGCGGGUGGCCAAGGUGCCAGUCAGGAGUGGGAGUGGCUAACCAUGAGUCUCUAG
Messenger RNA from Penicillium macrosclerotiorum, 2640 nucleotides. Its product is annotated as Nitrogen regulatory protein nrfA. Gene Ontology annotation, molecular function: DNA-binding transcription factor activity, RNA polymerase II-specific; zinc ion binding; RNA polymerase II cis-regulatory region sequence-specific DNA binding. The record is from RefSeq and is a predicted model, not a curated record. Gene Ontology annotation, cellular component: nucleus. Gene Ontology annotation, biological process: negative regulation of transcription by RNA polymerase II; nitrate assimilation; positive regulation of transcription by RNA polymerase II. The transcript has 2 exons. The coding region runs from base 1 to 2640 and encodes 879 amino acids. Lineage: Eukaryota; Fungi; Ascomycota; Eurotiomycetes; Eurotiales; Aspergillaceae.